CCGGACGCUCCGCAAUCGGUGGACCGUCGAACGAGCGCGCGUGCGGCAAUAUUCAAAACCGGUCGAAUAUUCUUGAUAAUUUUAUUGUACGAUCAACGGUUCGCGCCCGCGGUGUUGCUUUAUGGACCCAUCUCUUCGAUUGGGUCGGAAAGGGGAAAAUCUUCGCUACCGGUUGAAAGUUUAAUUAUUAUUAUUGUUUGGCCGGCGAUAGUGUGUUUACUUGCUGAUAUAUCGGUGCUUGGACCGGGAUCAUCAAACGGAGCCCCCCGGGAUCCUCGGUUUUCAAUACUUUAUGCUGGUCGUACGCUAUAGACCGCGCGUUUGAGGUGUGAAAAUUUUUGUGAAAGUGCGAGACAAUUAGGUGUUGAUCACUGGUAGCCGUGAAAAAUGUGAUCUUCUUUGCACCCUGGCUUAUGAUUCGUUGUAAUACUAGUAGCUAGACCUGACCAAAUGGUUUGUUUGGGUGCUUCCUAGUCAACUCCUAGCGCCCAGGCAAAUAUUGUUCGCAGUCAUCGCUGCCAAAAAAUAAUCGUUUUGAUAACAAAUAUAAAACACCCCCUGAGGGCGUGAGUGAAGUGUCAACGGAGUAUGUGUUGAGAAGUGUUAAAAGUGUGCGAAAUUUGUGACACGGUUGUCGAUUGAUUUAUUCCGGCGCCGAAACAAACUAAAAGGAGACCUUGCUGCCCCAUAGCCGUAAUGCAUCAUUUGGACUUUGGCAGCAUUAGACAUUCCGACGGCGCCGGUGGAGGUGGUGGCAUUGCCACUGCUCUUGGCAUUCAUGGUAGUUCCAAUAUGGGUAUCACCUCGCCGUACGACGCGCUACAUGCCGUGGCCACUAGUUCUGCUGCAGAAAUGCCGGUUGAUUUUCAUCAUCACUACACCCCGACGGAGUACUGGAACGCAACGCCAUACAAAAAUGGAUCCACCCCCAUGAAGGAGAUAGAAGCGUGUCUGCAGAACGCAAACAAAAGCCAGUACAACCCUCUGGAACAGGUCGAACAACUCAGCAUCAAUUGUGAUAGUGAUAGUCUGCAUAGCAAUGGUAGUCUUCUAACAAACAGUAACAAUAACAACAACAACAACAACAACACGCUAAGUAGCAAUAAAAAUCUUAACGACACCGAAAGUAGCCCCUCAAGCAAAACCUGCUCCAGUGUUUCCAAUGGAACCAGCAGCACAAGUCCCGGUGGCAAUUCAAAUGCACCCGCCACUAAACCGCACCCGAAUGUAAGCAAAAAAACCAACCUCACGGACGAAAAACCUUAUCACUCAUCGCUCGCUACCGUCAUGGUAAUGCUCGAAGGUAAACAUUUGUGGGACAAGUUCCACGAACAGGGUACGGAGAUGAUUGUUACCAAGGCCGGCCGGCGGAUGUUUCCCACCUUCCAGGUAAAGGUCGUUGGUCUAGAGCUGACAGCGGAAUACCUCAUGAUAAUGGAUUUCGUUCCGCUGGAUGAUAAGCGGUACCGAUAUGCUUUCCAUACUUCCAGCUGGGUAGUAGCUGGCAAAGCAGAUCCCGUCUCUCCACCCCGAAUAAGUGUCCACCCGGACUCGCCGGCAAGCGGGGCCACCUGGAUGAAGCAGACUAUUUCCUUCGACAAGCUGAAGCUGACCAACAAUCAGCUGGACGAUAACGGACACAUCAUCCUCAACUCGAUGCAUCGGUAUCAGCCGCGCCUUCAUGUCUGCCAUUUUUCACGAACUAGCAGUCACGGAUCGGUAAAAGAUGAGAAGGACAUGUUGAGCCAUCGGACGUUCAUCUUUCCGGAGACGUCAUUCACUGCGGUGACGGCCUACCAAAAUCAGCGGGUCACCCAGUUGAAAAUCGUGAGCAAUCCAUUCGCCAAAGGCUUCCGCGACAACGAAACCAACGAAGACUCUCAGGAACGGAUUCCCUCCAUGAACGAACGGAUUAAAAGUGAUCGUGGGACGAACUACAAGAGGGAAAGUGAAAUAGCAAAUUCUGCUACGAUGACAUCAACGUCGGUAGCAGCGAUGACAGGCCCGGCGAUAUCCCCCAACUCCACCGGUAGCAACGGAGGCACUCCUAUGGCCAAUAGCUCCAGCAGUCACACCGGUUCCAGUAUGUUCCAGCCGUCAUUGGUGAGUCCCUCGACCGGUCUUUCCCCGUACAGCAUAAGUUCGCACAACAACCCAGCAAUGCUGGGUCAACCGUACGCGACGGAACCGAGCGGAUUUGGACCUAUUUAUCACCAUCACCAUCAUGGUCACAGUUCAUUUUCCCCACACCAUGGGUCGUAUAUGAGUUCGUUUGAUAAAUACGACAAAUACAAAAUAGUACCGACAACGCCACCGCAUCAUACGAAUCACACGGUGGCAGCGACAGCCGCAUACGGUGGUCAUUAUCAGGGAUUCUACGGCACCCCUAGUCCCAGUCAUCAUCAGUUGAUGAGGCAGAAUAAUAGCUGCAUAGAUUAUGUGCAAAGAUAAGAAUAUUUGUUAUCACAGAUCCGUGUAAAUAGUUCUUAACAUUUUGGAUAGACGUUUAAUGUGAUUAAUCUAUGCUGUAUCUCGCUAGACUGCUUCAACUGUAACCAAAAAAAAAUAAUCCAAAGAAUCAA
Messenger RNA from Topomyia yanbarensis, 2582 nucleotides. It is a transcript of the gene org-1, whose product is annotated as T-box transcription factor TBX10. The coding region runs from base 697 to 2451 and encodes 584 amino acids. Lineage: Eukaryota; Metazoa; Arthropoda; Insecta; Diptera; Culicidae. Gene Ontology annotation, cellular component: nucleus. The record is from RefSeq and is a predicted model, not a curated record. Gene Ontology annotation, biological process: cell fate specification; regulation of transcription by RNA polymerase II; positive regulation of DNA-templated transcription. Gene Ontology annotation, molecular function: RNA polymerase II cis-regulatory region sequence-specific DNA binding; DNA-binding transcription factor activity, RNA polymerase II-specific. The transcript has 7 exons.